UCGGUGGGUGUUGAGAGAAAAUAGGGGUGUAAAUAGGAACACCCCUCGACCUUGCAUCAAAGAGAAGAUACCCAGGAAAACACACUGCAAUCUCGACCUCGAAACUCUGCUACAACAAAUUCGCACCGCUCUGAUCAUCGGCUUCAUCGCAUGGCAAACAAGCACACCAUUAUCCUGAUGCAAACUUCUCAAAGCAGAGCAACCAGAACUUUUAUGGAUUAUGAUUCAAUAAGCCAGGCAAUGGAUGGUAUUUGUGGACUUUAUGAAAGGAAACUUAAGGAGCUAAAUCCAGCCAUCAGAAACAUUACUUAUGAUAUUGCAGAUCUCUACAAUUUCAUUGAUGGCCUUGCUGACAUGAGUGCACUAGUUUAUGACCACUCGAUUCAGGCUUACCUACCAUGUGACCGUCAGUGGAUUAAGCAGAGGACAUUUCAACACCUCAAGAAAUUGGCGCAUUGAUAUGCUAGUCCCCUGUUCUCCGACUGUUUCUCAGAGAAUCUUUAGAUGGGUUUUUUUUUUAUUUGGAAAGAAAAUGGUAUGAAGUGCAGAGUACAUGGCAUCACUCUGCUCUCUAGGUUCUAUAUUGAAAGUGUGUAGUAGUUGCCUCCCUAUGCAUAUAUAAUGUAACGGUGGCAUUCCACUUAGUUCUAGGUGGUGGAAGUCAUCUAUGGUUGCUGAAUCAGUGUGUCUUGUAGUUUUGCACUUUGUCUGGAAUCUGAAUGUUGGUGUUUUGCUUUUAUGAAACAUAAUUGCUGGGUUAUUUUUUGAAGAAGGCUUUUGCCAUCCAACUAAUCUUUUCGUGGCUGA
This is a messenger RNA of Camellia sinensis, 807 nucleotides long. RefSeq names its product enhancer of rudimentary protein. The record is from RefSeq and is a predicted model, not a curated record. NCBI's taxonomy places the organism in Eukaryota, Viridiplantae, Streptophyta, Magnoliopsida, Ericales, Theaceae.